GAAGGCCGUGGCCCCGCCCGGCGGCCGCCCGGGAGGGUCUAUAAAUAGGAGCGGCGCGAGCCCCAAGUCGGACUGCUUUGACUUCGGCCGUUCCUCGCGCAGGCGCCGUGGUCGCCUCGGAGCCCCGCGCCCCGCCGCCCGCAGGGUCCUAGCGCCCGCCCCGUUCCCCGCCGGAGCCAUGAAGGUGGGCCAAGCCCUGUCGCCGGGGCUGGGCACGGGCCCCGGGACGGCCCCGGCCCCGGCGCCGGGCGACAUGAAGGGCUGCUACUCGCGGCUGAAGGAGCUGGUGCCCACCCUGCCCCAGGACCGGCGGGUCAGCCGCGUGGAGAUCCUGCAGCACGUCAUCGACUACAUCUGGGACCUGCAGCUGGAGCUGGACUCCCAGGACGACGCCACCGAGGCCGCCGCCGCCGCCGCCGCCGCCGCCGCCGCCCCCAACCCCGCCGCCGCCCCCGGCCCGGGACCCCGGCCUCUGCCCGCCGAGGCUGCCCGUGUCGGGGCCGACGACCGAAUCCUGUGCCGCUGAAGGGGAGACCCCCCCCCGCCCCCCGAGACCCCCCUCAUCCCUCCCCAGCGAGGCCGGGGGCGGGGGGGCCAAGAAGAAGUGGUGGCCACAAGCCACGUUUCCGGCUGGACUAAGCGACCCGAGCUGGACGCCUCCCCGCCCUCCCCACCCACUAAAUACCUCCAGGGUGGUCAUCCCCCUGCCGUAGAGCCCCGAGGGGAUCGAAGGCCGCCUCUCCUCCCCGCCGACCGCGGGGCGCUGGACUGUGUGCAGUUUUAUUUUUUAAAUACUAAAAAAUGGAGUCACGUCCUAGCCUUCUCAGAUUUCUGAGGAAAAAAAGAGAAGAUACUGAUUGCCCGUAUUGUAUAUUACAAUGACUGCCUACCGAGAAUAUUGUUUUACAAUAGGUUGCCGGGUUUUUUUGUUAUUAAACAAAUGUUCAUUAUAAA
Messenger RNA from Ornithorhynchus anatinus (platypus), 954 nucleotides. RefSeq names its product inhibitor of DNA binding 1, HLH protein (gene ID1). NCBI's taxonomy places the organism in Eukaryota, Metazoa, Chordata, Mammalia, Monotremata, Ornithorhynchidae. The record is from RefSeq and is a predicted model, not a curated record. Gene Ontology annotation, cellular component: cytoplasm; nucleus. The transcript has 2 exons. The coding region runs from base 179 to 526 and encodes 115 amino acids. Gene Ontology annotation, molecular function: transcription regulator activity; protein dimerization activity. Gene Ontology annotation, biological process: circadian regulation of gene expression; negative regulation of transcription by RNA polymerase II; cell differentiation.